AUUUUUGUUGUUUUGAAAGUUGGCAACAUUGCAUCGAUAGAUAUUAAUAGAAAAAUGGCGAUGGAACAGAGUGACUUAAUAAUUCAUGAUUUAGAAGAACAAUGUGAAGAUGCAAUUUUUGAAGUUUGCGAUGCACGAGAACGUUAUCCAAUGUUAUGUGCUGAAGAAUUAGAAAAGUGUAUUAGGUUAACCAAUGAAAUACAGACUGCAAAAGUUGUCCAAAAUAUUAAAAAAUUUAACGACAUAGAACCUUUGACGGAAGAACAAAACGUCAUUUUAUAUAAGGAAUCAAAUAAACAAAAUUAUCCAUUUAAAUGUAAAGGUGUAGUGAUAAAAAGGAUGAAAUGUAAAUUUGACAAUUUAAAGAUGGUCGUUGAACAAUUGAAAAGGGAAAAAUAUUGUGAUAUAAAUAAACUAUUAAAUUCAUAAUUUUUAUCAUAUAAUUCAUAUUUCAUUA
Polistes dominula (European paper wasp) is the source of this 457-nucleotide messenger RNA. RefSeq lists its product as uncharacterized. Lineage: Eukaryota; Metazoa; Arthropoda; Insecta; Hymenoptera; Vespidae. The record is from RefSeq and is a predicted model, not a curated record.